Gracilinanus agilis (Agile Gracile Mouse Opossum) is the source of this 3306-nucleotide messenger RNA. RefSeq names its product mitogen-activated protein kinase kinase kinase 9 (gene MAP3K9). The record is from RefSeq and is a predicted model, not a curated record. Lineage: Eukaryota; Metazoa; Chordata; Mammalia; Didelphimorphia; Didelphidae. Bases 1 to 3306 code for a protein of 1101 amino acids. Gene Ontology annotation, molecular function: protein binding; ATP binding; JUN kinase kinase kinase activity. Gene Ontology annotation, biological process: protein phosphorylation. The transcript is spliced from 12 exons.
AUGGAUCCCUCCCGCGCGCUUCUCGGCUGCCUGGCGAGCGCUGCUGCCGCCGCCCCUCCCGGGGAGGAUGGAGCCGGGGCCGGGGGCGAGGAGGAGGAGGAAGAGGAGGAGGAGGAAGGGGCGGCGGUGGCCGUGGCAGUAGCAGAGGAGCUGGGCUCCGAGCCACCACUGCCCUUCUGGACCGCGGUGUUCGACUACGAGGCUGCGGGCGAGGACGAGCUGACCCUGCGGCUGGGAGAUGUGGUGGAAGUGCUGUCCAAGGAUUCGCAGGUGUCCGGCGACGAGGGCUGGUGGACUGGGCAGCUGAAUCAGCGGGUGGGAAUCUUCCCCAGCAACUACGUGACCCCUCGGAGCGCCUUCUCCAGCCGCUGCCAGCCCGGUGGGGAAGACCCCAGCUGUUACCCAGCCAUCCACUUGUUAGAGAUUGACUUUGCAGAACUGACCCUCGAGGAGAUAAUUGGUAUUGGGGGUUUUGGAAAGGUAUAUCGAGCUUUCUGGGCUGGAGAAGAAGUUGCUGUGAAAGCUGCUCGUCAUGAUCCCGAUGAAGACAUUAGCCAGACAAUUGAGAAUGUUCGUCAGGAAGCCAAACUCUUUGCCAUGCUGAAGCACCCUAACAUCAUUGCUUUGAGGGGGGUGUGCCUGAAAGAACCCAAUCUCUGUUUAAUCAUGGAAUUUGCUCGUGGAGGAUCCUUAAAUCGAGUGUUAUCGGGGAAGAGGAUCCCUCCUGAUAUAUUGGUGAACUGGGCUGUUCAGAUUGCCAGGGGGAUGAACUACCUGCAUGAUGAAGCAAUUGUCCCCAUCAUUCAUCGAGACCUCAAAUCCAGCAACAUAUUGAUCCUCCAGAAGGUUGAGAAUGGAGACUUGAGUAACAAGAUUCUGAAGAUCACUGAUUUUGGCCUGGCCCGGGAAUGGCACAAAACCACCAAGAUGAGUGCAGCUGGGACUUAUGCUUGGAUGGCCCCUGAAGUCAUUCGCUCCUCCAUGUUCUCCAAAGGCAGUGAUGUGUGGAGCUAUGGUGUGCUGCUUUGGGAGUUGCUGACAGGUGAAGUGCCCUUCCGAGGAAUAGAUGGCUUAGCAGUAGCCUACGGGGUUGCCAUGAAUAAGCUUGCCCUUCCCAUUCCUUCCACAUGCCCAGAACCUUUUACCAAACUCAUGGAAGACUGCUGGAAUCCUGACCCCCAUUCACGACCAUCUUUCAUGAAUAUCCUGGACCAACUCACCACUAUAGAGGAAUCUGGCUUUUUUGAAAUGCCCAAAGACUCCUUCCACUGUCUGCAGGAUGACUGGAAACAUGAGAUUCAAGAGAUGUUUGACCAACUCAGAGCCAAAGAAAAGGAGCUUCGUACGUGGGAGGAAGAGCUGACCCGGGCAGCCCUUCAACAAAAGAACCACGAGGAGUUGCUGAGACGCCGGGAGCAGGAGCUGGCAGAGCGGGAGAUUGACAUCCUCGAGAGGGAGCUCAACAUCAUCAUCCAUCAGCUGUGCCAAGAGAAGCCCCGAGUGAAGAAACGCAAGGGCAAGUUUAAGAAGAACCGACUGAAACUCAAGGAUGGCAACCGCAUCAGCCUCCCUUCAGAUUUUCAGCACAAGUUCACUGUGCAGGCAUCUCCAACGAUGGACAAAAGGAAGAGUUUGAUCAGUAGUGGUUCCAGUCCUCCUGCGAGUCCUACCAUCAUUCCUCGACUCAGAGCCAUCCAAUAUUCUGCAAAAUUGCUCAUAAAUUCCCAUUUAAUUCCUUAUGGUGACUCACAAUAUAGCAAAACCGGGAUAGAGAAAGUCACGAUGUGGAAGGAAUGUAUGUAUUUCUAUAUUUCACAUCCAUAUAGUACAAAGAGAUCUCCUCAGAAGCGAGAGAGAGCUAAUGGUUUGUGUGCCCUGUCAGAGUCUCCACAUUUUCACUUGGGCCUUAAAUCCCUGGUGGAUGGAUAUAAGCAAUGGUCAAACAGUGCCCCAAAUCUGGGGAAAGGCCUGAGGACAACUCCUGCCCUUCCAGGGUUUACCAGCCUUGCUGAGAUAGAGGAUGAAGAAAUCGAUGGCCUAAGGAGUGGGGAGAGCCGAGCACUCCAUUCCCCCAACCAGUCUUACCUCUGCAUUCCAUUCCCACGAGUUGAGGAGGUAGAUAGCCCACCCAUUGAUGGAGCCCAUGAGGAGUCCACUCCUGUAAACUCAGCUACCAGCACCCCACAAUUAACACCCACCAACAGCCUCAAGCGAGGAGGAGGCCAGCAUCGGCGCUGUGAGGUAGCUCUCCUGGGUUGUGGGGCUGUUCUGGCUGCCACAGGCCUAGGGUUUGACCUGCUAGAAGCAGGAAAGUGCCAGCUGCUUCCCCCAGAGGAACCGGAGCUACCACCCCGAGAGGAGAAGAAGAGGCGUGAGGGCCUUUUCCAGAGAGCUAGCCGCCCUCGACGGAGUACCAGCCCCCCAUCCCGAAAGCUCUUCAAGAAAGAGGAACCAGUGCUGUUCCUUGGGGACCCCUCAGCUUCUCUGACACUACUUUCUUUGUCCUCCAUCUCUGAGUGCAACUCUACCCGCUCUCUCCUUCGAUCGGACAGUGAUGAGAUUGUGGUGUAUGAGAUGCCGGUCAGUCCAGUUGAAGCAGCGCCUUUGCCCCCUCGUGCCAAUAAUCCACUGGUCAAUGUUCAAGUCGAGCGUUUCAAGCGAGACCCCAACCAGUCUUUGACUCCCACCCAUGUCACCCUCUCUGCUCCCACACAGCCUACUGGUCACAGGCGAACGCCUUCUGAUGGGGCACUUAAGCCGGUGGUACCCCUGGCUAAUGGCAGCCCAUCCAGCAAUGGUCUGAGUGCCACACCAGGUACAGGAAUGCUGAAAACUCCGAGCCCCAGCCGAGAUCCUGGUGAGGUGCCCCGCCUGCCAGACCCCAACCUGGUCUUCCCCCCAACCCCAAGGCGAUGGAACACCCAUCAGGACUCCACCCUGGAAAGACCUAAGACCCUGGAAUUUCUCCCCCGGCCCCGUCCCUCUGCCAACCGGCAGCGGCUGGACCCCUGGUGGUUCGUGUCCCCCAGCCAUGCCCGCAGCGCCUCCCCCGCCAACAGCUCGAGCACAGAGACACCCAGCAACCUAGACUCCUGCUUUGCAAGCAGCAGUAGCACUGUGGAGGAGCGGCCGGGGCUACCUGCCUUGCUCCCUUUUCAGGCAGGGCACCCUCCUCCCGCUGAACAGGCCCUUUUGGAUUUGGAUGCAGAGGGACAGAGCCAGGACAGCACUGUUCCACUGUGCCGAUCUGAACUAAACACCCACAGAUCUACCACCUUUGAGGUUCAGCAAGAGUUUUGGUCUUAG